AUCUACAGAUCAACCGAUCUAGCGAUCUACAGAUCCACCGUUCUUGCAUUCUUCCGAUCCACCGAUCUGGCGAUCUAUAGAUCCACCGAUCCAUUGAUCUACAGAUCACUUGAUGUAGCGAUCCAUCGAUCUUCCGAUCCAUCGAUCUACUGAUCCACCGAUCUAGCGAUCCACAAAUUUAGAGACGUAUAAAUCUAACGAUUUACCGAUGCAUUGAUCUACCGAUCUACCGAUCCAUCCAUCUACAGAUCCAACGAUCUAGCGAUCCAUAGAUCCACAGAUCAACCGAUCUAGCGAUCUACAGAUCCACCGUUUUUGCAUCCUUCCGAUCCACCGAUCUAGCGACCUAUGGAUCCACCGAUCUAUUGAUCUACAGAUUACUCAAUGUAGCGAUCCAUCGAUCUACUGAUCCAUCGAUCUACUGAUCGACCGAUCUAGCGAUCCACCGAUCCACAGAUUUAGAGACGUACCAAUCUAACGAUUUACCGAUGCAUUGAUCUACACAUCCACCGAUCUACCGAUCCACAGAUCUACAGUUCCAUAGUUCUACCGAUCUACCGAUCCAUCCAUCUACAGAGUCAACGAUCUAGCGAUCCAUAGAUAUACAGAUCAACCGAUCUAGCGAUCUAUAGAUCCCCCGAUUUAGCGAUCUACCGAUCCACCGAUCUAGCGAUUCACCGAUCAAUUGAUCUACUGAUCCACCCAUCUAGCGAUCUACAGAGCUAGCGGUCUCGCAAACUAGAGAUCCACCGAUCUAGCAAUCUACAGAUCCACCGAUCUAGCGAUCUACAGAUCCAGCGUUCUUGCAUUCUUCCGAUCCACCGAUCUAGAGAUCUACAGAUCCACCGAUCCAGCGAUCCAUCGAUCUACCGAUCUGGCGAUCUACAGUUCCACCGAACUAGCGAUCUACAGAUCCACUGCUCUAGCGAUCUAUCGAUCUACAGAUCCACCGAUCUACCGAUCUAUAGAUCUACCGAUCAAGCGAUCUAUAGAUCCACCGAUCUAUUGACCUACAGAUCAACCGAUGUAGCGAUCCACCGAUACAUCGAUCUAAAGAUCCAAUGAUCUAUCUAUACAUCCAUCUACUGAUCCAACGAUUUAGCCAUCCACCGAUCCACAGAUCUACAGAUCAACCGAUGUAGCGAUCUACCAAUCCAUCGAUUUAAAGAUCCAACGAUUUAGCGAUCCAUUGAUCUACUGAUUCAACGAUCCACCGAUCCACAGAUCCAUAAAUCUAGCGAUUUACCGAUUGACUGAUCAACAGAGCCACCCAUCUAUUUGAUUUACAGAUCAACCGAUGUAGCCAUCUACCGACUCAUCGGUCUAAAGAUCCAACGAUCUACAGAUCCACCGAUCUAGCGAUCUACAGAUCCAUCGAUCUACCGAUCCAACGAUCCUUUGAUCUAGUGAUCCAUCGAUCUACAGAUCCAAAAAUCUUGCGAUCUACACAUCCACCGAUCCAGCAAUCUGCUUAUCCUUCGAUUUACAGAUCCACCGAUCCCGCGAUCUACCGAUUCACAGAUUUACUGUUCCAUAGAUCUAGCGAUGUACCGAUCCAUCCAUCUACAGAUCCAACGAUCUAG
Molecule: messenger RNA, 1583 nt
Organism: Porites lobata
Lineage: Eukaryota; Metazoa; Cnidaria; Anthozoa; Scleractinia; Poritidae
Source: the annotation of a GenBank genome assembly